This is a messenger RNA of Diospyros lotus (date-plum), 751 nucleotides long. Its product is annotated as acyl carrier protein 3, mitochondrial. Gene Ontology annotation, biological process: fatty acid biosynthetic process. NCBI's taxonomy places the organism in Eukaryota, Viridiplantae, Streptophyta, Magnoliopsida, Ericales, Ebenaceae. Gene Ontology annotation, cellular component: mitochondrion. The record is from RefSeq and is a predicted model, not a curated record. The transcript is spliced from 3 exons. Gene Ontology annotation, molecular function: acyl binding; acyl carrier activity. The coding region runs from base 260 to 739 and encodes 159 amino acids.
AAUACUUUAGUAAGAGGCUGGCAGCAGAGGGCUUCUCUAUGUCAAAGGUUCUUUCUUUCUGCGCGGCAAUUCAUCAAACAGGUGGAGGUGGAGAGGUUGUUCGCAAAACAUUAGAGCAUAUGUAAUCUAGUAGCAGAUACUGCUGAAAGAAAGAAACACGUACUGCCCGCUGGGAUUCUUUCUUUUUCUUUGUUUGGAAUUGGAGAUAAAAGCUAUUUCCUGAUAACUUCCUACUCUCCCUUCCUUGUUUCACCACUAUAUGCACCUUCCUUCUCUUCUUCCACCACGCAAACGCAUUCAGGACUGUUCGCAGACGCUCUCUACUCAAACUCUUCUCAGUACGGUUAAAAUGCAAAAUAUAAGGAAUUCUAUUCUGAGUUAUUUGAGGGUUAGAGUGUGUAUGAAGGACUGGCGCUUUGCUGAAGAUGUAAAUCCACUCUCCAGACUUGGCCGACGGCUGUGUACAUUCACACAUGCCAGCCAAGAUCAAGUAAUGGCCCGAGUCAUCAACCUGGUCAAGAAAUUUGACAGCAUUGAUGCCACUAAGGUUACGGAAACAGCUGAUUUCCAGAAGGACCUGUGUCUUGACAGCUUGGACAGAGUUGAGCUAGUUAUGGCUUUGGAGCAAGAGUUCUCUGUUGAGAUCUCUGAUGAGAAAGCGGAUAAGCUUACUUGCUGUGCUGACGUUGCAGAAUACAUUGUUUCUACAGCUGAUCAGAAGAUUACGGAAAAUCCCUGAUUGGAUUCUUGA